Messenger RNA from Paramecium octaurelia, 4555 nucleotides. The record is from the annotation of a GenBank genome assembly. Lineage: Eukaryota; Ciliophora; Oligohymenophorea; Peniculida; Parameciidae.
AUGUUUAUUAAAUAACUAUAAUCAAAAAUAUAAACACGUUCUGUAUCGAAUGUAUCAGGGCAUUCAAACUUAAGAUACUCGGAUAUGGCAACUCCAUAAUGUAAUACUGUAAAUGUGGUUUGGGAUAUUAAUUAAAUUGGCCUAGAAUUGGAUUGCCAUGAUGACCCAAUUCUGUAAGAUGCUUUAUAGCUCAUUAACAAUCAUUAAGUAAAUCGAGCAAUUUUCAUAUUAAACUAAUGUAUAAUGAGUAGUAAUAUCGUAGUGGUUUUGGAUAACAAAAGGUAUUUGGGUUAACAAUCUCAAUUAUAAUUGGUAAUGAGAGUUACUCUGUUGGUUGUAUCAAGUGCUAUGUCAAUUUUGGAAGAUGAUCCAGCUUCAGCAUUGCUUUUGUUGCUGGGUUGUGAUUAGAUGUUUAAGGGAUUGACUAAUAAAUAAUAAGGUUAUCUAAGAGUACAGAUUCUAAAUGGACUAGGUUGUUAUUAUAGAAGAGUGGGGUAAUUAGAAAAAGCAUUAGAACAAUUAGAAUGCGCAUUGGCAGUGAUAAAAAAAUAUAGUUUGAAAGAGGUUGCAGUUACUCAUCUAAAUUUAUCUGUAGUACUAUCCUUAGUGGACGAGUAUUAUUGUAAUUAUAUUAGCCUUUAGCCAUGAGGGGGCAUUAGAAAAUGCAAAGAAGGCAGUUACGGAAAGUCACAAAGAAUAUUAAUGCUUUAUAAGAAAUCAUAUAUCAUUGUAAACAUUCAAAUUCUAGCGAUGCGUAAGUUCAUUAGCAAUCUCAUUCUACAAUGUUGGAGUCCAGGAGUAAUAUUUUUAAAAAUAUUAAUUUGCAUUAUAAGCAUAUGCAUCAGCAUUCAAAGUGGCUGAAGAUAAUCUGGGCAUCCAUAAUUAUCUAACACUUUAAUUGAAGAACAUAUACGAAGAAUUUGCGAGAUAAUUAGCAAUGGCUGAAGGUUAAAAGCUUGCCAUUACAUCUUUGAAUAAUAAAUUUUAGAUUAGAGCUAAUAUUAAAAGUCAAUAUGCUCAAAGCGUGUUGAAGAAUUAGCCAUAAGAAGCUGUUAGAAAAGCUACUGAUAGAAUUUUUUAAUCAGGAACCAAAAGAUUAGGUUAAUCUCUUAGACCAUAAUCAGCAAUGAUGAGUCAUUCACAACACACAAAAUUAAAAUCCUUUGAUUUUACUAAAAGAGAAGGAUAUACCACUCAUUAAUAGAUAUAUACGACUAAUUACACCUUAAAUCAAUUUAGUGAAGAUAACACAAAGUCUGAAAUUGAAAAAUUAUAAAAAUCAAAAUUAUUACAACAUUGUAUCUAAAAUCUAGAAUCAGUAAUUAUACAUAAUAUUAUUAGCAAGCUUAAAAGGAGAAAGAAAAACUAAAAAGAGUUUAGGAAGAAAAAUAAUAAGAAUUAUAAAAAUUAGAAGCCUUUCGUUAUAUAAAUGAAUAAAUACGGUAAAAGAAACAAUACAAACACUAAAACUAAAACUAAACCGUAAAAGAUAUGAAGCAAUCAAUAGAUUAGACUAAAUAGAUUUAUAACACAGAUCCCUAAAUUUAGGAAAUCUUAGAUCAAAGCGAACCUUAGCCUUUGGUUGCUCAUUAAUAAUAAAUCAAAUCAUCAAAAACAGAACGAGAAGAAAACCUAUUGAAAAAUUAAAUUAGUUCUAAUUAUAAGAAUCUAAAAAAAGGAGAAUUACAUAAAAGAUUGUCUUUUGAAACCACACUUGAUUAAAAGGGAGUUUAAAAUUUGAAUAGAAAAUUGGAAUUUGAAUAGGAUUCAUCACUCAGAAAUAAUGAUUUUUUAUAACAUAUAUCAUGUAAGUAGAUUUAAGAUUUAGUAGAAAUUAAUGAAGUUAAUUAAGAAAAGAAGAAUAAUUAAGGUGUUGAAAACUAAAUAGAAGAAAUAAUUCAAUAAAAUAUUAUGAUAUUCAAAAAAUAAUAAUAAGAAUUAAGUAUAAAUAAAAUUCAAAAAUUUUGGAAAUCAAGUUAAAUAAAAUUAAGUGAAAGAAUUUUAAAAUUAGAAUCUAAAUAUCAAUUAAUCACAUCUAAACAAUAUUCUAAAGUAAUGGGUGAAAAUAACAACUUCCAUAAUGGGAUUAUUUUUCUUGGCUACCAUCAGAAACAUAAGAUAGAUAUUGUGUUCAUUGACUUUUAUGUACUCAAAAAAUCUUAGAGAAUUUGUUAAAAUUUAAACUAAAAAUUAUAACAUAUUUUAAUUUUAACUGUUUCAACGACUUUUGAUAUAACUAAAGAUAUUUUAGAGAGUUUUGAAAAGUAAUUAAUACCUUUAAUUCAAACCAAUAAUUAAGAACUUAUUAUAAAAAGUCAUCUGCUAGAAAUUGAAAUAAAAUCAACAAAAAAGCUUGUUUCAAUAAAGUUUGAUGUAAACUAAUUAAAGCUUUAUGAAUAAUUUCAUAAACUUGAAGAAAGUAUCCAAAACCAUUAAAUUCCAACUACAAUUGCUGAUAUUUAAUCAUUUAAUAUUGAUUCUAUUGUCAUUUAAAAAUCUGCUUCAUUAAACUUAGAGUUUACCUAAUAACCAUUUUAAGAAAUAUCUUUAGUAUCUGAAUAAAUUUUAUAAGAUACAAAUCUAGUGAAAUAAGUAAAGAAUUUAAAUGAAGUUUAGGAACAACUUUCGGUUGAUUUACAAAUCUAGUUUAGCUAGGCUCAAUAAGAAAGCAAACAUGGUAGUGACGAUGUUAAAAAAGCGAGUUAAACUGGAUAAUUUAAUAUUAAUUUUCUAUCCUUCCAAUAAUAGUAAUCCUUAUAAAAGAUCUAGAUAAGGCAAUAGAAGAAGAAAAUGAAAACGAAAAAUAAGGAGAAAAUCAACUCAAAGAAACCACAUAAAAUUUAGAUUUCACUCUUCAAGACAAUGAAUCCAAUAUCAAUAAUUCAAUAAUAGGUGUAAUUAAUAAUGUAGAAACAGAAAACUAAUAAUUCGAUAAAAUCAAUAAGAACAAAGAAAAACCUUCAGCAAAUCAAACAAUUUUAGAAGAGGAAGAAGAAAAUUAGUAUAACAAUAAUAGUAUCGAAGAAGGAAAACAGUUGAAAGAAUAUUAUGUAGAAAGCUAGUCUUUUUAUUCUAACUCAGAUAAUAACAACAAGGAUCAAUCAUUAUAAAAUCAAGACGAAUAAACCAAAUAAAACAGUCAAGCUUUUCCAGAUGAAAAAUCUUAAAUCAAUAUUCUUCAAGUACCUUUGCAGCAGUAUCAAGGUUUUAGUAAAUAAACAAGUUUGCAAUUACCAGAUUCAAUGAAGGAAAAUAUUGAUUCUGAUAAAGAAAGUAAGCAUUUUAUUUUCAUUUUAGUUUCUUCGAUAAAACAAUAACGCUAUGAGAAUGUAGGCAUUAUAACUGGAAUUAAUAAGAUAAAUGGAACACUCAUAUUUAUUCAUAUCCUUAUAAACAAAGAAUAAUAAUUUUUUUAAGCAAAGAUAGAAGUAGAAAACAUCAAUAUUAAACCUACUUACUUUAAAGUUGAAAAUGUAGAGAAAACAAUUAAGAAGCCUUAAAAGUAUUUAAAAGGAUUUCUGGUAAAUUGGAAAAAUUAAACUAUCUUAAAGAUUUACACAAAAGCUCAUGAAAAUGCUGUUCUAAAACUAUAAAAAAAAUUCAAUUUUGAUCAUUAUAGAAGGCAUACUACAUUUAAAUUAACAAAAACUGACAUAGAAGGUACAUUACAUGUAGGUUCCAAAAAAUAGAUAAUUUAUUUAGCAAUCCAAACAUAAUCCACAUAGCAAAGAAAUUCUUACACUUUUAGAGAAGAAAACUAUGAUCAAUUUAUUAAAAAUAUAUCUUUGAGAAUCAUAAAUAAUCUUAAAUUUUCUGAAGAAAAAGGAAUCUAUUUAGAAUAGGAAGCCUAACAUAAAAUUUUAGUUUAGAAUCAAUAAGGUAUAUUCUUUUGUAAUUUAAGCUAAUAUUUUUAAAUUGGUAAAAUCCUAAAAUGCCUAUUAAUUCAUAGGAUUUGGACUAUUGAUUGGAAUUUAUGAUUCGGUCCAUUAAAAGAUAAUUAUUGCAAGUGACAAUCAAAAGGUUAAGGCUUAUUUGGUUGAUAUUCCUAAGUCAAUAUCUAGGGAUUAAAUCUUUUCAUUUUCACAAAAUUUAUUAAAUAGAGUAUUUCUUUAUUUUAAUCCAUAUUUAGACUUUUAUCUUUGAAAUAAAUAAUGAAAGUUUUGUAAAUUAUUAUAAGGAGAAGGAUGAAGACUCUGUUAAAAAAAUUUAAAAUGCUAUCUUUAAAUAUUAAACAAUCAAAACUUUAACAGUUUGUUAUAACAAUUUUGAAAAAGGGAAAAUAAUUAAAAAUGAGGUGGUUGUAGAAUUGGAAAGAAGAAUUAAAAGGAUUUAUGGCAUAAAAUGUUAAGAGAAAUUUUAUUAAAUAGGAAAAUUAAAAGAAUAGGAAUUUAAAAAUUUGAUUUUUAACUUUUAGAAAAUAAUAGGCACUUUCUUAAUUUAAAAAAAUAAUAAAAUUGAAAUUGAUGUGAAUUCAAUUAUAGAAUUUUUAAAUUAAGACGGCCAGUUUUUUAAUUUAUUAAAUAUGGAUUUAAAGGAUUUUAUUCUUUAAUUAUGA